ACACGCGUCUAUUAACGUCUCGUAGAAAACCUCAAAAGCAGGCAAAAGUUUCCCUUCACACAAGUCACACAAGCAUAUACGUAUUUCUAUUCUGGGGCUUUCCACUUCUUCCCUGAGGCAAUUCAUGAGGAAACUGUUGAUCCUUGAUGGUGCCAGCAACAAGGACUCUAGAACCCAUCUGCCUGCUGACAGAGGCCCAACUCACGACAAGCUCUCGCCAGUUUUCAAUCCAGCAAGCCACGGUCCAAGAACAGUGGCUUCGGAAUGCUGGUUCCACCGGGCCGUCACUGUGGAAACUCCUCCAUCCAAAGAGCAACAAGGAACCCUCCGGUCUCGCCAUUCCCUAUGCCUGGCCCCUGGCAUCAGUGGCCAAUGCGAAAGAUGAGACAGGUGCCGUGCUGAGAGAGACAGAGAGAGUGACCCUCACUUGGUGCUUUCCCUUCCUUUGUAGAGCUGAUGUGUUUGUCUGGACCCGGGUUCCUUCGGCGUUCAUCCCCGGCCCCAGCGCACUUGCAACUGCUGCUGCUCUUUUGCCCACCUCAGCGGAGCCCCUCGGCCGCCCUCUCUUUCGUGUGGUGGGCUUUGCUGCUAUGAAGAGCUUCACGAAGCGCGAGGCGGACAGGAGGACGUUCCUGGAGCAGGUUCGGGAAAGCAAGGAGAACGGCUACCUGCUCUCCUCCAAGAAGAUAGGCUCGGGCGCUUUCUCCAAGGUCUACCUGGGUUACGCCACCCAAGAGAAGAUGAUGCAUAACUACAAGCUGGCCUCAGAUCUCCGGAGCAAGCGGCACUCCAUGGUGGCUAUCAAGAUCAUCUCCACGGCAGAAGCACCUGUAGAAUAUACCAAAAAGUUCCUUCCCAGAGAAAUCUACUCCCUCAAUGUAACCUACAAGCACUUAAACGUGAUCCAACUCUAUGAGAUGUACCGGAACAGCAAGCGCACCUACCUGGUCCUGGAGCUGGCGUCCCGCGGGGAUCUCCUGGAGCACAUCAACGCCACGUCUGACCGGAGGGAGUUCCCGGGGCUGGAGGAAGAGGAGGCACGGAGGCUCUUCCGCCAGAUUGUCAGUGCCGUGGCACACUGCCACAAUGUCGGCAUCGUCCACAGGGACUUGAAAUGCGAGAACAUUUUGCUAGAUGAACGUGGCUUCAUUAAGCUGACAGAUUUUGGGUUUGCCAACCGCUAUUCCCUGAAGAACUCCCUGAUGAGCACAUUCUGUGGCUCCGUGGCCUACACCGCCCCAGAGAUUCUCAUGAGCAAGAAGUACAACGGGGAGCUGGCUGACCUAUGGAGCCUUGGGGUGAUCCUCUAUGCCAUGGUGACAGGGAAGCUCCCCUUCAAGGAGCGCCAGCCGCACAAGAUGAUCCAUGUGAUCAAGCAGGGACUUGCAUUCCGGCAGCCGGUCUCUCCAGAAUGUCAGAACCUCAUUGAGGGCUUGCUCCAGCUGAAGCCGGCGUCCCGCCUGGGGCUGCAGCAAGUGGCCACGCACCGCUGGAUGCUGCCAGCCACGUCGGCAAUCUUCCACCGGGUGAUGAGCUCCAUGGGGGUCCAUCCAGAGUGCAAAAUGAGCCAGGAGAAGUCGCAGGUGACACAAGGUGAGACGGGAAGCUCCAAGUCGCAACUCCCUGGCCUGGACAGCACAGUGAAGGCCUCUGAAGGCCCAGCCAAGGAAGCCAAGCCACUCUCGGCGACCACCCCGGUGCGCGCCUCCUCAGCCACGGGAGCCUUCGCCGCCCGGAGCAAGGUGGUGGAGAAGAGGAGUCCCGAGUCCCCCGUGACCACCAACUGCAUCCUCCAACUCCCCUCCCCGCGGAAGACAGAGCGCCCCCCACGGCUCUCCUUGUACCGGCCCAGCCUGCUGACCACCCUGCAGCCCUUCCACCACCUGCCCAACUUCCGUAAGCCCGGCUCGGGCUUUUCCACCAGCGCCUACGUGACCAGCAAGCGGCUGGGGGACAAGGUGCCGGCCCGGGCAGCGGCACUGAGCGGUGGUGGCUCUUCCAGCCUCUCCAAGCAAGUGCAUUCCCUCUACACCAUGACUCCGUGCCCAUGACCCAAGGCCAGCCCCACGCCGCGCCCCCCCAACCUCAGACUCUUGAGCGGCUCCACCAGUGGGGCCAAGUCUCCCCGUGGAAAGACAGCGAAGCCAAAGGACAGGAAGCAGUGAGCACUAUUAAAUAUUAUUCAGAGUCCCACCCGGGGUGAAUGACGUGUGUGUGCUCCCCGCCCGGGUCGCUUGCCUUUGGGCACUUGCUGCUGCCGCAGAGGAGGAACUGAGGAGGCGUCCCACCGGGCCGCCUCAGGCGUCGCUGUUUCCCUGCCUUACACAUGUGGUUGUCCGCUGUUUCUCUCUAUAUACAUCAGUGUAUCUUUGCUCUGUGUGGCUGUCUCACACCCUCUUGUUGUUGCCGUCUCUGCCAUCGCAAGGUCUCCGUUUGGGCCUCUAAACCCUGUAGGGCCUGGGGAAGGAGUUUCCUGCAAAAUGCCUCCAGUUAAAGCAGUGGUCCUCAACCUUCCUAAUGCCGGCACCUCUUAAUAGAGUUCCUCAUGUUGUGGUGACCCCC
This is a messenger RNA of Sceloporus undulatus (fence lizard), 2562 nucleotides long. Its product is annotated as testis-specific serine/threonine-protein kinase 5-like. The transcript is spliced from 10 exons. The record is from RefSeq and is a predicted model, not a curated record. The coding region runs from base 147 to 2051 and encodes 634 amino acids. Gene Ontology annotation, molecular function: tau-protein kinase activity; protein serine/threonine kinase activity; ATP binding. Gene Ontology annotation, biological process: microtubule cytoskeleton organization; protein phosphorylation; intracellular signal transduction. Lineage: Eukaryota; Metazoa; Chordata; Lepidosauria; Squamata; Phrynosomatidae. Gene Ontology annotation, cellular component: cytoplasm.